Molecule: messenger RNA, 2329 nt
Organism: Hypanus sabinus (Atlantic stingray)
Lineage: Eukaryota; Metazoa; Chordata; Chondrichthyes; Myliobatiformes; Dasyatidae
Product: NACHT, LRR and PYD domains-containing protein 3-like
Exons: 7
Coding region: 674-2329 (551 amino acids)
Cellular component (GO): cytoplasm
Source: RefSeq, a predicted model, not a curated record
CCAUAUUUUUUCCAAUACCUUAAAUAAAAAAUCCCAUUCCAAUCUAUCAAAUGCUUUUUCUGCAUCUAAAGCAACUGCCACACUCAUUUCCUCCCUCUUUUGAGCCAAAUGAAUUACGCUAAAUAACUGAGUUACGUUAUCUGCUGAUUGUCUAUUUUUAAUAAAUCCUGUUUGAUCAUUGUGUAUUAAUUUUGGUAAGUAUUUAGAUAAUCUGUUAGAUAAGAUCUUUGCUAUUAUUUUAUAGUCAGUCUUUAACGAAGAAAUAGGUCUAUAUGAUGAUGGCUUUAAAAGAUCUCUAUCUUUUUUUGGCAAUACUAUUAAAAUAGCUGUCGAAAAAGAUUCUGGAAGUUUACGCAUUCUUCCCGCUUGGUGUAUUAUCUCCAUAAAAGGAGGAAUUAAUAAAUCUUUAAACUUUUUAUAAAAUUCAGGUGGAAAACCAUCUUCUCCUGGGGAUUUAUUACUUUGAAAUGAUCAUUGAGCUUCUUCGACCUCUUUUAAUGUAAAAGGUGAAAUGUACCUGAGCCCGUGGUUCUCUGGCAGCAGCAGCCCUUGAUUCUGUUCCAACUUGCCUUGUCUUCACGGUCCAAGCUCAGUGAUCACCGAGCUCCUGUCAAGCUGGAACGAUUUCCAGCUGCUGCAGUUGACGGAUAUCUACCAGGACAGGCUGGAGCAGAUGAUGGAAGGUGGGGUGCACGGAGUGAGCCUGGCGUUAACGGCCGAGAAUCAGUUCAGCGGAGAGGAACAUCGGAAAAUCUCUGAUCUCGCUGAUAAGGGAGAGCGGACGGACAGUUCUAAACUCCUCCUGAGCCUGGUGAUGGAGAAAGGCUCCCGCGCCCGGAGGGUGAUGUGGGAAACCUUUGUCAAAAUGCGGAUUGGCGUCCCAAAUUUGGACAAAAUACUGAAGGAAAUACAGAUAUAUGGUUGUGAUCCUUCCCAUCGACCAAUUUCCACUCAACAUUUACUAAAGGUUCUCAGUGAGCUGAAAGAUGUUCAACAGAAACACAAGGAGACUCUGCGGGCACAAACUGAAACACUGAGAGUGAACACGAUCCUGAUGAGGGAGAAGGUGAAGGUUUUCCAGCUGGUUGAUCGAUACGCUGAGCUCACGGUCAUUUCUACUGUUCGAGAUCGGACACUGGUGGAACAUGAGCUGCUGGCAAGAGGCAGAGACCACGAGGAGUGGAGAGAGAAACAUCUCUGCGGAGAGCUGGAAAAAGUCCGGACUGAUCAGUUGUUCCAGAACAGCUUUUCCCAGAGUAAAUCCAAAUCUGGGAGUUCUGCAGCAGUGGCUGGAGUCGCGGGGAUCGGGAAAACAACAAUGGUACAAAAGAUUGUUUAUGACUGGGCCACGGGGAAAAUAUACCAACAGUUCCAAUUUGUCUUCAGUUUCAAAUUCCGGGAUUUAAACUCCAUUAACUGUCGAAUAAACCUGAAGGAACUGAUUCUGGGUCAGUAUCCUUACUUUGGGAAUAUCCUGAGAGAGGUCUGGAAGAACCCAGAGGGAUCGCUGUUUAUAUUUGAUGGUUUGGAUGAAUUCAAUGACCAAAUUAAUUUUUCUGACAGUCGGAGAGACACGGAAACUCGUUACACAUGCACAGAUCCUGAAUUCAAGUGCAAGGUGUCUGACAUUGUGUACGGUUUAAUCCAGCACAAGCUGCUCCCAGGGUGUUCAGUGCUGGUGACCACCCGUCCCGCUGCGUUACAUUUAUUGGAAAAGGCUGAGAUCAGUACCAAAGCUGAAAUCCUGGGAUUUUCUGGUGAGGAACGGAAGGAAUAUUUUAUCAGACAUUUCGAAGAUCAGAUGGUGGCAGAAGCUGUUUUCAAACACGUGAAGGAGAACGAGAUCCUGUACACCAUGAGCUACAACCCCUCCUACUGCUGGAUCCUCGCUCUGGCACUGGGCCCCUUCUUCACACAAAUCGACAGGGACAAGCAGCGAGUUCCCAAGACCAUCACCCAACUGUACUCCUACUAUAUUUGCAAUAUCCUGAAAAACCACGGCCGUGAGAUUGAGAACCCCCGUGAAGUUUUACUCAGGGUUGGUCAGAUGGCCUACAGAGGAGUGUCCGAGAGGAAGAUUGUGUUUACAGGUGGAGAUUUGAUCAACUACAAUCUGCAGCCUUCCCAGUUCCUGUCCGGGUUCCUGAUGGAGCUUUUGGAGAGAGAGGAUUCUGCCCGGAGCGUGGUGUACACAUUCCCACACCUCACCAUCCAAGAGUUUGUAGCUGCAGUCGCACAAUUCCUGAUGCCAGAUGGCAGAGAUAUUAUGAAACUCCUCACUGAAGCCCACUGCGUGAAGGAUGGACGGUUUGAGGGAAUAAAGUCCUAA